AUGGAAUCGUCGCUGUUCGAAGACCUUCUUUGUUUCUUGCAGAAAGAAGAGCUUGUGUUGAAGGCUUUGCGCGCCACGGAUUUGAAAGCAUGCUUGCGGACAGGGACAGGCACCAGAGGAUACGAAGCAAAUGCAGAGCGAGCCAAGUAUUAUAGAAUUUACAAUAAGAUUGAGAAGCAAGUAACGGCUGACCAAAAAGCGACUCUAAUGGAUUGGGAACGAAGGCUUUGCAGUGAGGCGGAGGACAUUGAUUUCGCACGUUUGCUUACUAUACUUGAAAACCGUGAAGAUGACUUGCGACAAAUGCAAAAAACAAGUCUCGAAGCAUGCUUUAACAGCAACCUGAGCAAUACAGACAAGGACUUAAAUUUUUGCCGAAAUUUCUUCAAGCGCAAAAAAACUAGAAUGACAGAUGAGCAGCAAAAGGUUGUGGAUGAAUGGGAGGAGAUCAUUUGUGCCGAUGGUGCGGGGUUAUGUCCUGCCAUCGAUGCAGAUUUCGCACGUUUGCUUACUAUACUUGAAAACCGUGAAGAUGACUUGCGACAAAUGCAAAAAACAAGUCUGGAAGCAUGUUUCAACAGCAGCCUGAGCAAUACAGACAAGGACUUAAAGUUUUGCCGAAAUUUCUUCAAGCGCAAAAAAACUAGAAUGACAGAUGAGCAGCACAAGGUUGUGGAUGAAUGGGAGGAGAUCAUUUGUGCCGAUGGUGCGGGGUUAUGUCCUGCCAUCGAGGCAGAUUUCGCACGUUUGCUUACUAUACUUGAAAACCGUGAAGAUGACUUGCGACAAAUGCAAAAAACAAGUCUCGAAGCAUGCUUUAACAGCAACCUGAGCAAUACAGACAAGGACUUAAAUUUUUGCCGAAAUUUCUUCCAGCGCAAAAAAACUAGAAUGACAGAUGAACAGCAAAAGGUUGUGGAUGAAUGGGAGGAGAUCAUUUGUGCCGAUGGUGCGGGGUUAUGUCCUGCCAUCGAUGCAGAUUUCGCACGUUUGCUAAGUAUACUGGUUCUUGAGGACUGGUCUGCCAAGAUUUGUUCCCAUGAGGAUGUUGAUGACGGUUUUCGGCGCUUCCUUGCAACUUUGCAUCCUCGAGCACAGGAGCUGUCUGCCUUGCGCAAAUGUGACCUGAAAGGCAUCUUUUCGUCCCAUAUUUGCAAAAAAGAUUCGGAUUUGAAAUUUUGUCAAAACUUUUGGCGGCGCAGCGCAGAAAAAUUGAGUCCCGAGCAAAAGGAACAAGUGGAGGAUUUGAAAGCAGGAAUUCUUUGGCCUCAUGCGCAAGACGAUCGCGCGGCGUUGCGGCCCGCGGUUGUCAGGAUGUUGGACAAAUUUGAAAACAUACUUGCACGCAGAGAGGCAGAAUUUCGCGGCUUUGGGGCUGCAAGUGUUCAUGGUCUGUUUACCGGGCACGCGAAGAAAUCUGAUUCUGAGGUUAGAUUUUGUUACGAUUUUGUCAGCCGUGUGUUUCCCAAACUGGAAGAUUCGGAGCAACAGCGACUUCGAAUCAAACUGGAUGAUCUGUUGUUAAAAAGCUGCUGUGUGCCCGUGAAAAGUAGUUACCAGGCCAAACUACACGAUGCAGAGACUGUCUUGGGCGACGCUCUUCCACGCCCAAGACUGCCGAAAAGUUUGCGUCAGCUGUUUGGCAACAGUAUGGAUGCAGAGGCAAGGAUCAUGCCUUUUUUGCACCGUGUUCAUGAGGUGGAUGAGUUCAUGGUUUCCUUAAAAUUUCAAGACUGUGACUAUUGCCACGAAGGAUGGUUUGGAAGUGAUAGAAAACGCUCUGACUUGCCCGGUGGUUUUGAAACCGAAACCUAUAAGAAGACCAAUUUCUUGCGUGCGCCUGAGAACCAGUGGCUAGACCCAGCGCGACCGAUCUGUCAAAAUUGUCUGCGAGAAGCUAAAGGACGCGCUGCGGAGGGCUAUCCCAAGGAGCCUUUCCGCUUGACAGGUGCUAACUUCGCAGAUCCGGGGCCAUCGUUGCCAGAAACCGACGCUUUGAGCUUCUUUGAAGAGGAGAUCUUAUCGCCAAUCCAGCAUAUUGUCCGCAUUUUCACGUUGCACGCAACAGGACAAUGUGAGCUCCGCGGUCACGUGGGUAACCUGUUUCAAAAUGGCCCACAGUAUGUUCGUGACAUCCCUGCAGCUGUGGGUGACAUGAAGAUGCUUCUGAUACGGCGGUGUCCCAAGGAUCCAAACCGCAAGCAACGAGUGCCUUUCCUUGUAUCAAGGCGACGUUUGCAACGUGCUCUUGAUCGCCUUUGUCGCACGUUGGAGGAGGAUGGUUCUUUGGCUCUCCAGCCCGGAGCACUGACACCCGGCGGCUACGUCGAUUUGGUGAAGCGGGGAAACCUCGACCAGUAUGCAGACACUGAGGAAGGCGAGGAACCCCAUGGUCUGCAAGUUCAUGUCGUCGAGCAAAGACCAUGGGAGCGCGUGGAGCGCAAGCUGUUCGCUUUGUGGAUGUCGUGCUCGCUGGAGUUGCAGAUGGCAGCCCAGGUACCUCUUUUGCAUGAGCCCGAAGAUGUGCAGGAUCCGGCGGAGAGGGUGGAUGUUCUGUGGAAGAAUUUGCGUGCUGCUAUGGAUGCCAAAGCCCCGGAUGUCGUGGGCGGCCCUUCAGACUUGAUGUUUACAACGCUGGCUCAAUACUUGUCUCUGCAGUUUUCGGAUAAAAAUGUGCAAGACGUAGCAAACAUUUUGCAUGAUGAACUGACGGCAGUGCAGGAGUUAGCUUCCUGGGAAGAGCCUUUGGUGUCGGAUGGCUUGUGGUCGCCUGAAGAUGUAGCUGGCCAGCAGACUGAAGCAGAAUUGAAGGAUGACUUAUGGGAGACGAUCUGUAAAGCCAACGAAAGCGCCAGCAACAAAUCUACAAUUCGUCGUUUUGGAGCAGCACGGGUGCAAGGUGUGCCUAUUAUUCUGGAUCCCCCAACCGUAGCAUCCAGAAACCAACUAGUUAGGGAAGAUCAACCUUAUUACAUUGUUGCUGGUUUUGUGAAAUUGUUUCCACUUGGACAAGGAGAUUUUUGGGCGCACUUGCAGCAGCGCCAAGAGGAAAACCAACAGCCGUUGUCCUUCUGGGAGUGGCUGAAGCAUUUGCUUUUGCGUUCGGAUGGUCGUUUUCAAGCUCACCCACGGUUCUAUUUUUUGCUUUGA
Messenger RNA from Cladocopium goreaui, 3150 nucleotides. Lineage: Eukaryota; Dinophyceae; Suessiales; Symbiodiniaceae. The record is from the annotation of a GenBank genome assembly.